GUGCAUUAAUCGAAAACGCUUAGCUAUUAUCUAGCUUUUUUUUUAAGAUACUGGUUAGCUAUCUUUUUUUUCAACUGUUGGCAACACUGUUACGGAAGGUUACGAAUGUGUUUUCAUUCCUUAAAUGCGUCGCAUCGAAUUUGUUUUGUUGCGCAGCUGGAAAAUAAGUAGUUUAAAAAUUGAAGUUUUUGCGACGGCUUUACCAUCCAUCUUCAAGGCGUAUCUGACUUACGGGCUCGUCCGCUGGGCUGUUCCGGCCCAGGAAAGCGGAGAGAUGUCAAUACGAGCGGCGGUCCAUCGUCUUGUGCAAAAUGGUCGUGUCGUGCUACGUUCAUUACGAAAUAACGAGCGUCUGCAUUCGAGAAGAUACGCAAACGAACACCUUGACAAGAUACACGUUGCACAGGCAGGCAAAUCUCAGAACAGUGGCUCUUGCCGAAACAGUGACAAUGUAUGGAGUACAAGGAGACAUCUCGAUUAUCUAGGAACGCAUGCUCGACGCAUUUUUGUUGACAAUAUUUUAAAGAGGGUGACCAACAGUCUAGCGGCAGAUUUGCGAAGACGCACAGCGAGUAGACUCGUCUUUGGCGAUUCAGCACCUUUUUUUGCUCUUGUUGGUAUAUCGCUAGCAUCGGGUACAGGAAUAUUAACAAAGGAUGAUGAACUGGAAGGAGUGUGUUGGGAAAUUCGGGAAGCAAUUUCGAAACUACAAUGGAAUAUGCCACAAAAUGAUAAAAAUUUCCUAUCUAUUUCUACUGACGAAAAUGCUGUAACAUUGCAAAAUUUUGUAAUGGGGCCUAUAAUUGCCAAAGGUUGUUCCGCCGCUGUGUAUUCAGCACGAUUUAUAGAUACAAUGCGGGACAAAAAUAAUUCAAUAGUUACUGAUGGUGAAACAGAAGAUACAAGUGCGUUCCCAUUAGCUAUAAAAAUGAUGUUCAAUUACGACACGGAAUCCAAUGCCGCAGCUAUUUUGAAUGCCAUGUAUAGGGAGACGGUACCCGCUAGAAAACAUGAAAACGAUAACUUAACUAUUUGGGAACAAAAAUUGAUGGAGAAUAAAGUCACGCUACCACCUCAUCCAAACAUUGUGGCGAUGUAUUAUGUAUUUACUGACAAAAUACCAAUAUUGCCAGGUUCUUGGGGAAUGUAUCCUGACGCCUUACCCAGUAGAAUCAAUCCUCACGGAUCGGGCAGGAAUAUGAGUUUGUUUUUGGUGAUGAAAAGGUACGACAUCACCUUAAAGCAAUAUGUGGCAAAUCGAAAUAUUGAUUUACGAGUGUCAAUAUUAUUGUUUGCCCAGCUUCUAGAAGCAGUAGCUCAUAUGAACAUAAAUGGCAUAGCGCAUCGGGAUCUGAAAAGUGACAACAUUUUACUCGAUUUAUCAGAAGAGACCGAUAAUUCUCCAUCUCUAGUCAUAACGGACUUUGGCUGUUGUUUGGCUGAUAAAAACGGAUUAUACCUGCCUUACAACACUCAUAAUAUCGAUAAAGGUGGCAAUAUUGCGUUGAUGGCACCAGAAGUAAUAACGGCGGAACCAGGUCCUUUUACUAGUAUAAACUAUACCAAAGCUGAUCUUUGGACAGUGGGAACUAUAGCGUAUGAAAUAUUUGGAAUGCAAAAUCCCUUUCAUACUGAAAAGGGAGAAGUUUCUCUAAACAAUUAUAAUUACACUGAAAGUGAUCUUCCCACAUUGCCGGAUAAUGUACCACCUAUUAUCAACACUAUUAUAAAAAAUAUAUUAUCGAGAAAUUUGUAUAAGCGACUUAAUAGUGAAUUGGCAGCCACUGUAAUGCAACUGUAUUUAUGGGCACCUAGCUCAUGGCUGAAAAGCGAGGGACAAUUACCAUCGAGCAACGAGGUCGUGAAGCUCGCGCCGUCCGGUGCGGCGAAACCAAGCAACCGGCCGAAUGCUUUGACGAGUAUAGCUAAACGGUACAGUGCCGAACAAGUAUUGUACUGCACAAAUCUGUGAAAUUUCUAUUAACAUCUAUUGCUGUAUUCUUAAAUCGAGUUCAAUUUAAUUGAUAAGAAAUAAUAUCAGUAAUAAUAAUAUUAUUACUUGCUUACUUAGGAACUUCCGUUUUCGGGGCCGAGUGAGUUAGAUGUGUACAGUGUGCCGGUAGUAUUCAGUAUGAGAUUAUGAAGUGAAAAAAGGCUAUAGAGAGAGUAGGAUACUUGAGUGUGGCUGACAGGGAUUGAGUGGAGUGUGUGGGUGAUAAAAGGUAGAGUGGGAGAAGAAUGGUUCAAAGAAAAAUAGAAUAUUAUUUGGUUGAGUGGACGAAGUUCGAUGGACAACAGAGUAGGGGCAACGAAUAGAUAGGUAGAUUGAAGACGGGCGAGCGAGAGAGUAGGGAGUAGGAGCGCGGCUUGGUGGUUUAGCUGGGAGGUAAAGGAUAGAUAAAGCGAGUUUAAAAGAGGACGAUAAAAGUAAAGGAUAUGGAGAGAGGGAAAAGUGAUAGCUGUACUUUAUUAGAAGAUUUUAUACCAAGAAAUAAAAUAAAAGAGUAGAAAAGAAUGGAGGAAGUUAGAGGAUAGCGAGAUCACCGACAGGAGAGGAUGGGGGUGAGUUAGAUAGAAGGUUGAAGGAUUGGAAAGACGAAAUGGAGAGUUUAAAGAUUAUAAAGGCUGAAAUAUAGAAGGAGUUGAAGGAGGUUAUACAAGAACAGGAAGAGAGGAUGAGAGAAGAAAUAGAAGUUUAAAAAAUUAAAUUAAGGAGUUUAAGGAGAGGGAAAAAAAGAGUUCAAGACGCACAGAAGGAGUUAAAGAGUAGGAUAGAGGUGAUGGACAUUGGAGGAGAUAGAGUACUAGAAGGGAGGAUCAAGGAGAUGGAGAAGAUGAAAAUGAAAGAUAGAAAGAGAUAAGGAGAAAUAUAAUAAUUAGGGGGUAGCGGUAAAAGAGGAAAAGAGGAAGUGGGUAUUUAAAGAUAUAGAUGCAAAAGUUACGGUAAAGGAGGUAAAAAGAAUAGAGAUGAAAAGGAAAGGGAGGGAAAUGAUGGAUAAGGUUUGAAAAUGAGGCAUAGAAGAAAGAAGUAUGGAGUAAAAAGAGGAACCUGGGAAGUAAGGAAGAAAAAAAUUUUAGAAGACUGGACAUGAAAGAAAAGAAAAUGACGUGGAGGUUAGAGAUGAUAGCAAGAACAGAAGAAGGGAAAGGAAACAGGGUAUGGAUAGGUUAUGCUAGGAUCAGGAUUGGAGAGAGUUGGAGGUGGGAUGAAGAGAAAAAGAUACUUAAAAAUGAGAAAGGAGAGAUGAGGAUGGAGGAGUUAAGGGAAGAAGAAAGUGAGGGGGAGAAGAAGGGACGAGAGGUUGGAGGAGAAGAGGGAGUGAGAAUCACUUUCUCGAACGUGGCGGGGUUAGGGAAUAAAAAUAAAGAAUUUUGAACAGGUUUAAAAGAAUGGAUGUGAUGUUUUUGAUAGGAACGUGGUUAGAUAGAAAAGGAUGGGAAGAGGUGAGGAAUACACUACCAAAGGGCUUUGAGUGGGUGUGUAAAAUACAGGGAGAAAGAAUAAAAGAGGUAGAGCGAUGGGAGGAAUGAUUGUUGGAGUUAAAAGAGAAUUAAAACGGGGACUUAGAUAGGAGAGCGUCCCACAUGCGCACAGUAAUAAACGGACACAGCAGGCUGAGUGAAACGGACACAGUAACAAAUGGACCUACUACAUGGGUUGCGACUUUUCAGGGCACCCCUACCGACGGGCUGGGUGCGGAAGCACCCCUUUGCAUCCGUGUGUGUGCGUGCGUGCGUGCAAAGCAUUCUUUGCACCACAUGGGUUUGUGACUAUGUCCGUUUCACUCAACCUGCUGUGUCCGUUUAUUACUGUGCGCAUCUGGGACUUACUUUAAUAUAGUAUAUCUAGGAGAGGGGAUUAUGUCGGUUAAAGUCAAAAUAGGUAGGGAAAGCUAGAAGAUCGUAGGAGUGUAUGUAAAGGGUGAAGAAAGAGGGAAAUCACAAUGCAAGUAUUAAGAUUGGUUAUGGACAUGAAGGAAGGAGAAACUAGAGUAAUAAUAGGGAAUUUUAAUGAAAGGAUAGGUAGGAAAAGAGGAGAUUGGAUAAUAAGAUGAAUAGAGUGGAAGAGUGGAAUGAGGGAAGAAGACGGUCAAAGGAUAAUAAGAUUGAUAAAGGAGGAAGAAAGCUAUUAAAGAUGAUUGGAGAUUGUGAGUGGGAAAUUUUUAAUGGGAGUGUGGCAGAAAAUGAGGGUUUACAUACAUAGGAGGUAGAGGAAGCACUGUGAUCGAUUAUGUAUUGGGAGAUAGAGAAACGAAGGAAAGGAUAGAAUGUUAGUAGAGGAUAAGGUAGAUUCGGAUCAUUUCUUAGUAGAGAUAGAACUUAAGAGUGGCGAGUGAGAGGACAAUGAGAGAAUAAAAAGUAGAAAUAUAAGGGAGGUCUGGGACGAAGAGGGUAAAAAAAGGUUUAGGGAGGAGUUAGAAGGGGAUAUGGGACAAGGGAAGCGCCAAGGUUAAAUGAAGAGUCGGAUAGGACGGAAAAUAGAAUUAGAGAGGCACUAAGAAAGACAGAUAAAAAUGAGAAAGGGAAAGAAGAAUAAGAAUUGAUGAGAUAAAGAGUAUGUUGAUGAAAAAACAGGUGAGGGAGGAAUUAAGAAGGUGGAGAGAGAGGAAGAAAAAGAAGAGGACCUUCGUGGAGAAGAAAAGGGAGUGUAAAGAUUUAUGUGAGAAAAAAGGAGGAAGUGGUGGAAAAAGCAGAAGAGGCUAAGUCAGAGAGUGAAGUUUGG
Monomorium pharaonis (pharaoh ant) is the source of this 4723-nucleotide messenger RNA. It is a transcript of the gene Pink1, whose product is annotated as serine/threonine-protein kinase PINK1, mitochondrial. Gene Ontology annotation, cellular component: mitochondrion. The transcript is spliced from 7 exons. Gene Ontology annotation, molecular function: ATP binding; protein serine/threonine kinase activity. Bases 125 to 1972 code for a protein of 615 amino acids. NCBI's taxonomy places the organism in Eukaryota, Metazoa, Arthropoda, Insecta, Hymenoptera, Formicidae. The record is from RefSeq and is a predicted model, not a curated record. Gene Ontology annotation, biological process: regulation of apoptotic process; positive regulation of mitochondrial fission; autophagy of mitochondrion.